Messenger RNA from Humulus lupulus (European hop), 969 nucleotides. RefSeq lists its product as uncharacterized. NCBI's taxonomy places the organism in Eukaryota, Viridiplantae, Streptophyta, Magnoliopsida, Rosales, Cannabaceae. The transcript has a single exon. The coding region runs from base 1 to 969 and encodes 322 amino acids. The record is from RefSeq and is a predicted model, not a curated record.
AUGGCCGCUACGAACAACCCAAAUGCUGGUGGGCGACCAUUGCCCCAAAUACUUGAGGAGCAAACUCCUCACACUGAAGAUUACCCACGGAGACCUGGGAAACAACCAAUGAUGGACCACGACCCAGACGAGGGGAGUGCAUCCUCUGACUCUCGAGGACCGCCUACUCCGAAGCCUGACGAUGACCUCUACUAUAAUCCUGAGAGGUAUAUCCCCAUUAUUGAACUAGAGAAUCGCCAACUAUGCCAACAAUUGGCUAGACAGGCCGCUGAGUUCCAGGCACCACCCCGAAGGCCCAAAGGACGUCCCUGCAGGAGCACAGCUGCUAGAAGGGUCGGACAAGGGGCUCAGCCAAGGCCUAGGGCAAACACUAGCGAUGAACGCCCUAGAAGGAAUACUCAAACCAAUACUACUGGCAACCCGAAUGUGGAGGUAACUACAGGAACAGGGAAUAACCGAGCUCCUCCAGCACCUCGGGGCUCUAACCCUGAAUCUGUCAAGAACAACCCAGAACAUGUCCGGGCCAAUUCUGGGCCUUCCAGGGCCAACAAUGGGAGCCCACCACCAUUGCCUAUAAGGCAUCCACCAUCUCUUAUUAGACACCCCUCACCAAUUCGAGAGGCACCCCGGCCAGAUCCUCAUAGGAACCAGGCAGGGGUACCUACACCACAAUGGCCAUCUUGUAGUGGCAGUCGAGAUGGGAAUCGUCGAACCCAACCUGGACAUAGGGGCGAAAGAGAAGCGACUCGAGAACACAGGGCUGCCCAGCCAAUGGGAAGCCACAUGUCAAGAUCACAAACAACUGGAGCAAGAAGGCUAGUGGAAGAUCCACCUCAUAACCACCAAGCCCAUCAUCCAGAAAGAAACGUUAGUUUCAUGAGUGGAAGCUUAGACCUCACUAGGUCUGUAAGCAUAUAUAAUACCGAACCCAGGAAUACUCAGAAUUAUGGCAAUAAUCCUAAUCUUUGA